Molecule: messenger RNA, 2248 nt
Organism: Populus trichocarpa (black cottonwood)
Lineage: Eukaryota; Viridiplantae; Streptophyta; Magnoliopsida; Malpighiales; Salicaceae
Product: beta-glucuronosyltransferase GlcAT14B
Exons: 4
Coding region: 721-1980 (419 amino acids)
Cellular component (GO): membrane
Molecular function (GO): glucuronosyltransferase activity
Source: RefSeq, a predicted model, not a curated record
GGGGUCUUUCAUUGAUGCAAAUCUUGAGUUCCCUCUUUUGGGUUUUGCUUCUUAUUUUGUGUUCUCUGUAAAGAAAACUGAUGCUAAUAUUAAUAAAUAAAUAAAUGAUGGUAGUUGUUGAUGUGCUAUCUACGAUACAAAAAUGGUCUUUUUUAUUGAUAGUUUUAUUCAAGUUAACUUGGUUGUCAAAUGUGAAUCGAAUCUUUUUUUUUUUUUUUUUUGGAUUUAGGAUCUAUAAUGAGAUUAUUUGCCAAUAUUUUAGCAUGUUUGAGACCUAAUAAAAAAAAUAUAUAUUUAGUUGCCAAUAACUUUCUUGAUUAUUUAACACCUGAUUAAGAAAUGAAGAAUUUUCAGCUAAUUGUUUAAUCUUCAUUUGAUUUACUGUUUCAUUUUGGCCGAUUUUAUUGAUGCAUCGUUUCCGUCUCUUGAGUAUAUUUUAGUUCUCUAUCAUUUGAUUCAUGCUGUGAAGCUUUUUGAUUGUUUUACGCAAGCGACAAGGUGAUUCUCAUGGUUUGCUCUGUUGUUGUUUGUUGAUCUGGCAGCUUAUACUGGUCAAGGUCCAGGGUUCGGAAUUUUUAUUUUUUUUUGAGGAAAAUCCCUAUCGUAGUAUACAAGGGGAUAUUGUUUAUUGUUCAACACCAAUUUGUUGUUUUUGUCGAGUGAGCAAGCACAAGUUGGGAUGUGAAGAUCACUCACCGGAACCCAUGAUAAGGUCUUUCAAUGGGGUCCCUAAACGUGGAGAAGAAAUGGGGUUUCCCUCUUGUCAUAAGCUCUCUCAUAUGUCUAUUCCUUUUAGCAACUUGUUUCAACAUGGGUCUUGUUUCUUCACUGCAUACAAUCAAUCAAAUCUUCAACAUUUUCCCAUUUCGAACCAACCAGACAACUCAAGGUUACGCUGAAAAAAAAGUCUCCCUAUCUCCUUCCCCUCCUCUCCCUUCCAAGAUCCCUCGAUUUGCUUAUCUAGUUUCUGGGUCUAAAGGUGAUUUGGAAAAGCUCUGGAGAACUCUUCAUUCGCUUUACCAUCCCCGGAACGAAUAUGUUGUUCAUCUGGACCUUGAGUCCUCUGCAGAGGAAAGAUUGGAGCUUGCAUCGCGAGUGGAAAAGCAUCCGAUUUUCUCAAAGGUUGGAAAUGUUUAUAUGAUCAGCAAAGCCAAUAUGGUUACCUAUAGAGGACCCUCCAUGGUUUCUAAUACACUUCAUGCUUGUGCAAUUCUUCUCAAAAGGAGCAAAGAUUGGGAUUGGUUUAUCAAUCUCAGUGCUUCUGAUUAUCCUCUUGUUACUCAAGACGAUCUUAUUCACACAUUUUCAACUGUAAACCGAAAUCUAAACUUUAUUGAGCACACAAGUCAGCUGGGCUGGAAAGCGGAGAAACGAGCAAUGCCUUUGAUUGUGGACCCUGGUCUUUACUCGACAGCUAAAGCAGAUAUUUACGGGGCCACGCCACAGAGAUCUUUGCCAACAGCAUUUAAAUUAUUCACCGGUUCAGCAUGGAUGGUUCUCACACGGUCAUUUGUUGAAUACUUAAUUUGGGGUUGGGAUAAUCUACCACGAACCUUGUUGAUGUACUACACAAACUUUGUUUCCUCACCUGAAGGAUACUUUCACACAGUAAUAUGCAAUGUACCAGAGUUUGCUCAAACUGCAGUCAGCCAUGACUUGCACUACAUUGCUUGGGACAAUCCUCCCAAGCAGCAUCCUCACACCCUCACCAUCAAUGACACAAACGAGAUGAUUGCGAGUGGUGCUGCCUUUGCCAGAAAAUUCAAAGGAGACGAUCCUGUCUUGGAUAAGAUUGACAAGGAUUUACUUCACCGGAAGAAUGGGAGCUUCACUCCGGGUGGAUGGUGCUCUGGUAGUCCCAAAUGUUCUGAGGUCGGGAACCUGGACAAUAUUAAACCAGGCCCUGGAGCUAGCAGACUGAAACGCCUCAUAUCUAGGGUAGCUUUGUUUACAACGCUUAAACAAAACCAAUGUAAAUAGAUUUCCCAAGAGUCUCUUGCUUGCAGGUGGAAAAGGAUUCAACUUCAUUCUACAUGCCACAAAACAGCUUAUAAAAAAAUUGUUUGAGAAAAGAACCUUGAUGCUGAAGUUGCACCCAAGGCCUCAUUCUUUGCUAGAAUCUAAGUUAGGGAAGUUUUUCAUUACAAACUUGGUGCGGUGGUCAGGAUCUAUUUUUGCACAUUGCCUUUCUUUAACCUGUACUCUCUCAGACCUAUUAUACUACACGUCUCGGAAAUUUUCCUGAGUA